AUGUCUGCUGACCUAGGCACCAAUUCCGCGCCGCCGAAUCUCAACCUCUCCCCCGAAGAGAAGCGAGUCUAUGCUCAGCUGUUCCGUCAAGCUGAUACAGAAGGCGCUGGUUUUGUUACGGGCGAUGCGGUCGUAGCCUUGGCUGAGAAGACGAGACUUCGAAAUGAUCAGUGUCAGACAAUAUGGCAGAUCGCGGACAGCGAAGACCGUGGUUUCCUUACACCAACUGGCUUCAGUAUCUUUCUACGUUUAAUCGGCCAUGCUCAGGCAGGGCGGGAGCCGACAGCCGAAUUAGCCCUUCAACAAGGUCCGAUACCCCGAUUUGAGGGCUUUUGGACAUCGCCCUCGCUGGGCUCACCCACCUCCUCAGGCCCAGCGCCGCUGCAAGCUCAGGGUAGCGGCGGCGCCGGCAGAAUACCUUACUUGACUCCCGACAAGGUGUCAGAAUACGCAGCGAUAUUCGAGCGCCUGCCGUUGCAAGCUGGUAGACUGCAUGUCGAACAGGCCAGGCUCGUCUUGGAGAAGUUUGGCUUGCCCAAAGAUACGAUCCGAGAUUUUUGGCUCCUCACAGGUGUUGAGGAGCGCGGAUACUUUGUUCUUCCUGAAUUUGUCAUUGCCAUGCACUUGUUCACCUCCAUAAAGGCUGGAAAUCUGCGCUCAAUACCCAGGGUCUUACCGCCCGCUUUGUACGAGGCUGCCACCAGGCGCAGUGCUGCGCCCCGUCAAUCGCCUAGCAACACCGGUAUGGGACCGUUACCAAGGCAGUCUAGCGGAUCUGCUCAGUUACGAGUAAGCAGUCCUCUUGGGAGACCGCCAAUCGGACCCGCAGCCAGUGGUGAAUGGGCUGUGUCUGCCGCAGACAAGGCCAAGUUUGAUCAAAUAUACGCCACGGUCGAUAAAACAAAUAAAGGAUACAUUAGUGGGGAAGAGGCCGGUCCAUUCUUGAGGCAAUCAAAUCUACCCGAGGAAAAAUUGGCCCAGAUAUGGGACCUUGCCAAUUUCAACAAUCUAGGACAGCUUACCCGAGAAGGGUUCGCUAUUGCCAUGUACUUGAUCCGACAGCAAAGAAGCGGCGUUGGCGGUGAUCUGCCGGAGACGCUGCCUGAUAACCUCGUUCCUCCCAGCGUCCGCAGCCAGAGGCAGCCUGCUGCGUUUCCCGCGCCUCCACAACCCAAAUCCGCCAUGGACGACUUGUUUGGGCUCGAAUCGUCUCCAAGCCCUGCAGCUGCGCCAGUGCAAACGACCAUGUCUACUGGGGGCUCCAAUGGAAAUGAUCCAUUCGCUGGCGGUUCGGCUAUUCUACCUCCGUCGUCCCCAUUACGAGCAAACACAACAAGUACCACGUUCAAGCCAUUUGUGCCUUCUUCAACGUUUGGCAAAGGUUUGACUGGACCGCCCCAAGGAGAUGCUCCCAAACAGACGGAGGAUCUUCUGGAAGACAAUGACCCAGAAUCCAGCAAGAACAUUACUGGAGAGACCACCGAGCUGGCCAAUUUGUCCAACCAAAUUGGAUCCCUCUCAAGGCAGAUGCAGGAUGUUCAAAGUAAACGAACUACAAUUCAAGGCGAAGUCAAUCAAACCAAUUCUCAGAAACAAAACUUCGAACAGCGACUGGCGCAAUUGCGAGCCCUGUAUGAAAAGGAGGCUGAUGAUACCCACUCUCUAGAGAAGCAACUGAGAAAAUCACGGGUUGAGACACAAAAGCUUCAGUCCGAGUGCAUGACCCUGGAGGGGACACUUGGAGACGUUCAGUCUCAGCGUCAACAGCUUGCGGCCGCCUUGCAAGCAGAUCAGCAGGAAAAUGCGAACCUGCGAGAACGCAUCCGGGUUGUCAACGGCGAGAUUGCCAAGCUGAAACCCCAGAUCGAGAAGCUCAAGUCGGACAGUCGCCAGCAAAAGGGUCUGGUUGCCAUCAACAAGAAGCAGUUGUCGACAAUCGAAGGAGAACGAGACAAGCUCAAGAACGAAGCUGUCGAACUGGCCAAGGGGGGCGAAGACGGUGCCGGGCAGAGGGAGAGCAAUUCGCCCAUCUCUGCACCUGCACAGGUUGCAAGCCCGGCCUUGUCGGCUGUCAGCGAUAAUAACCCCUUCUUCAAGCGAACGGGAAGCACCGAUAUCAUGGGUGGCUUUGCGUCUCACCCUACCAAAUCCUAUACCGACAAAUCCCUUGAUGAUGUAUUUGGACCGUCGUUUGGAGCAGCGGGGAGCACAGGCACUGCCCUAGCGCCUACCUUUCACCAGCAACAAGAUACUGGAACUUCUGUAGCCAGCGGCGCGUCCUCUCGCACAGGUCGCUCCAGUCCGGUUGUUGGCCGCCAGGGCACGACCAACAUGGAGCCUCCCGCGCCACCUGUGUCACAGCAUAUCAACUCUAGCUCCUUACCGUUGCCCGACAACUCUGAGUCCCUAUCUUCGUCUCGUCAGGUCUCACCGCCUGCUUCGCGAGCCGAGGAGGACCCCUCUGCUGGUAGUACUGGGGAGUCAGCCGCCGAAGAGGGCCAGAAUAGCGAGACACAAGGAGCAACACCUGUUGCCGCUGAGGCACCGGCUGCGUCGGUCGACGAAGCUGCAUCAAAAGCGAAGGCCGAGGCAGCCACUGACCCGGCGUCGAAGCCAGACCCUUUUGGCAACACUGAUCAAGCAAAAGCCAAGGCAGAUUUCGACAACGCUUUUGCCGCCUUCAGCGCCUCCGACAAGGGCAAGGCCGCUGGCGAAUCAGACGUGAAUAAAUCUACUGACGCUUUCAAUACUGAAUUCCCACCUAUUUCCGAAUUAGAACGUGCCAAUGACUCCGAGUCGGAGAGCGACCGGGGUGGUUUUGAUGAUGACUUCACCGCCGCUUCGCCUCCAAACAAGGCCGCUGGAAACAAGAAGGAUGCGGCGACGACGGAAAACAAACAGACUAGGGAAACAUCUGUUAAUGUCGGCCCUGAAGUUCCCGCGAAGGAACCGCUGGAAGAUGCUAAUACGAGUUCCGAACAGCCAUCGUCACCUGCCACCGUCACCAACAGGUCCCAGCCGACGCUGAACGCCGACACCAUUUUUGGAGCAGCUGCUCCAGCUGUCGUACCACAAAAGACGACUGGGAAAUCCGUGUUUGAUGACCUGGACGAUGACUUUGAGGGUCUAGAAGAUGCCAAAGAGGGGUCUGCAGAUGACGACUUUGCCAACAUAUCUCGGGAUGACUUCAAUCCUGUUUCUGAUAGCAGCCCACCAGCCAGCCAAACCAAGAGUGAGACCACGGCGUUUGGCAAUGAAAGCUCGUUCGACUUUGUGUCUCACAGCUCGGCAGCCGGCAGCACUACCCAGCAGAAGACUGCUGACUCUCAUGACUGGAACGCCCUCUUUGCCGGCCUGGCCUCGCCUAGCAAUCUCACCCCCCCUGGCAUUGCUGGAGAGGGCAAUGGCGACAGACACGCUGAGCGUCCGGGCCCUCCUGGUCGAGCUCUUACCGAGCAGGGAGUCCACGAUGAUCCGAUCCUAAAGAGCCUCACGAACAUGGGCUAUUCUCGUUCUACUGCGGUGGCCGCUCUGGAAAAGUACGACUACAAUUUGGAAAAGGUAUGA
This is a messenger RNA of Metarhizium album ARSEF 1941, 3567 nucleotides long. RefSeq names its product EF hand domain protein. The transcript has 4 exons. The coding region runs from base 1 to 3567 and encodes 1188 amino acids. Gene Ontology annotation, biological process: endosomal transport; endocytosis. Gene Ontology annotation, cellular component: cytoplasm; plasma membrane. Lineage: Eukaryota; Fungi; Ascomycota; Sordariomycetes; Hypocreales; Clavicipitaceae. The record is from RefSeq and is a predicted model, not a curated record. Gene Ontology annotation, molecular function: calcium ion binding; protein binding.